CUGCGGCCGGCGCUCGACGCGCGCUGCCUGGCGCCGCCGCUCGGGCUGCUGGGUCGGGUCGGGGCGCUGCGCCGCGGCCUGGCUCCGCUGCUGCCCGCUCAGCUCGGCGGCGGUCCUGGCCGCGCCUCGAGGGACGGGACGUGAGGGGGCUCUGCUCCGCUCCCCUCGCUUCACCUUCCACCUGCCGCGCCGGGCCCCGCUCGGACCGCCGCAGCCAUGACCACGGAGGACGAGAUCAUCCGCAUCGCCAAGAAGAUGGACAAGAUGGUGCAGAAGAAGAACGCGGCUGGAGCUCUUGAUUUACUGAAGGAGCUUAAGAAUAUUCCCAUGACCCUUGAGUUGUUGCAGUCUACCAGAAUUGGAAUGUCAGUGAAUGCAAUACGCAAGCAAAGCACGGAUGAAGAAGUUACAUCUUUAGCAAAAUCUCUGAUCAAGUCUUGGAAGAAACUGUUAGAUGGACCUUCAACUGAUAAAGAUUCAGAAGAAAAGAAAAAGGAGCCUGCGUCUUCCUCACAAAAUAGUCCUGAAGCAAGAGAAGAAAGCAGUUCAAGUAGCAAUUCCAGCAGCAGGAAGGAGGAGGGUAGUGCUCCCUCAAAUUCUUUCAUCCCUUCUUUUCCCCGGGCUCCAAGCACUUCGGAUUCUGUACGAGUGAAAUGUAGAGAAAUGCUUUCUGCAGCUCUCAGAACAGGAGAUGAUUACAUUGCUAUUGGUGCUGAUGAAGAAGAGCUGGGUUCUCAGAUUGAAGAAGCUAUUUUUCAAGAAUUAAAAAACACUGAUAUGAAAUACAAAAACAGGGUACGAAGUAGAAUAUCGAAUCUCAAGGAUGCGAAGAAUCCUAACCUAAGGAAAAAUGUGUUAUGUGGGAACAUUCCUCCUGACAAGUUUGCCAAAAUGACAGCAGAGGAAAUGGCAAGUGAUGAGCUGAAAGAAAUGCGCAAAAAUCUGACCAAAGAGGCUAUUAGAGAGCACCAGAUGGCUAAAACAGGAGGUACCCAAACUGAUCUGUUUACAUGUGGCAAGUGCAAAAAGAAGAACUGUACAUACACCCAGGUUCAAACCCGCAGUGCCGAUGAACCCAUGACAACAUUUGUUGUCUGUAAUGAAUGUGGAAACAGAUGGAAGUUCUGUUAGAAGAAGAAAUUGUCAAGACAUCUGGACCAGUAUGAAAGAGGAUUUUGUAAUUAGCUUUAAAAACUAGGCUAAGCAUCUAGCUUCCUGCAAAUGAGAGAAAUUUUGGGGUUUGUUUUCUUUUUCCUUUUUUUUUGUUUUGUUUUUAAAGCAGCAUACAUGCCUGAAGUUAGCCUUUGUUUUGACACAGCCAUCAUUUCCUUAAAUGCCUUCCUAUAGCUAAUAGUCAGUAGGGCCAGGUUGCUCAAUUGUAUGGUGAAUGUUAAAAUAUUUUUUCAUUUUUAUAAGUAAGUUGACAUUAAACUUUUACCAACUAAA
Strigops habroptila (Kakapo) is the source of this 1446-nucleotide messenger RNA. It is a transcript of the gene TCEA1, whose product is annotated as transcription elongation factor A1. NCBI's taxonomy places the organism in Eukaryota, Metazoa, Chordata, Aves, Psittaciformes, Psittacidae. Gene Ontology annotation, molecular function: nucleic acid binding; zinc ion binding. The transcript has 10 exons. Gene Ontology annotation, cellular component: nucleus. Gene Ontology annotation, biological process: positive regulation of transcription by RNA polymerase II; DNA-templated transcription; transcription elongation by RNA polymerase II. The coding region runs from base 217 to 1131 and encodes 304 amino acids. The record is from RefSeq and is a predicted model, not a curated record.